UUCUUACAGCACAGUGUCUGACAGUGUCCACGUAGCGCUUCGAAUCUCAUAGAACGUAGCUUUUCGUAUGUCAAACAUCACUUCGUAAAGCGUUCUCCGGUUGUACACGCCUUCACCGAACACAAUGGAUCAAAUGAAGAAGCUGACAGAGCCUAGCAGGCAAUUUGCUAAAGACAGUAUUCGUCUUGUCAAGCGGUGUACAAAACCUGACCGCAAAGAAUUUCAGAAAAUUGCCCUAGCCACGGCUAUCGGCUUCUGUAUAAUGGGCUUCAUAGGAUUCUUUGUCAAAUUAAUACAUAUCCCAAUUAACAACAUUAUUGUAGGCUCAUAAAUACUCCAUGAAAAAUAGGUGCAACGAAGGUUUAGCAAGGCUAUUUUCUCCACCCUCAUCGUGUAUCUUUAUUUAUGAAAUAAAUUGUGUUCACUUCUAAAAUGAUCAUGAUUAAAUUAACGAAUGUGUGUAUAUAUCAUAAUGAUACAUUUUGUAAUAAAAUAAGUAUAUAAAAGA
Molecule: messenger RNA, 508 nt
Organism: Megalopta genalis
Lineage: Eukaryota; Metazoa; Arthropoda; Insecta; Hymenoptera; Halictidae
Product: protein transport protein Sec61 subunit gamma
Biological process (GO): protein targeting; intracellular protein transport
Cellular component (GO): membrane
Molecular function (GO): transmembrane protein transporter activity
Source: RefSeq, a predicted model, not a curated record